CUGCACCCAGCUUGAAUUCUCAUGAUUUCAUUUUAUUUAAAAUGUAUUGCUAAUUCAAUGUAACAAAAUGAAUUGCUUCAAAGAAACAGCCUGAAAAAAAGGAUGGUCAGCCUGCUUGUGUUAAUUUCCUCUUUUGAGCUGAGUUGUCUUCUCAUUGAAGGGAACAUUGUUGCCAGACCAGUCGCACUUGGACCAUGAGGCGAAAACAUUGCUUUCUAGGUGUCCUGGUCAGUCUCCUCCUGACUGGUGGAGAAGGAAUUCUGCCAGCCCAUGAUUCUCUGAAGCCUCAGAAGGUACAGUUUCAGUCCCGAAAUUUCCAGAACAUUUUGCACUGGCAGCGUGGGAAGGCACUUACUGGCAACAACAGUACCUAUUUUGUGCAAUACAAAAUGUAUGGCCAGAGACAAUGGCAAAAUAAAGAGGACUGCUGGGGGACUCCAGAACUCUUUUGUGACCUUACCAAUGAAACCUCAAAUCUGCAGGAACCUUACUACGCAAGGGUGAGGAUGGCCUCUGCUGGGCGCUACUCCGACUGGAGCUUGUCACCGCGCUUCUUUCCUUGGUGGGAAAUGAAAAUAGAUCCUCCAGUUGUAAACAUAACCCAAAUAAAUGGGUCUUCAUGGGUGGUACUCCAUGCCCCACAUUUGCCAUAUAAAGAACAAAAAGGAAAAAAUAUAUCAAUGGAAAAUUACUACAACCUACUAUACCGAGUUUUUAUAAUCAAAACUUCACUGAAAAAGGAGCAACAAGUAUAUGAAGGGACUAAUGGUGUUGCUGAAAUUGAAGCUCUCACGCCUCACUCUGGCUACUGUGUAGUGGCUGAAAUAUAUCUGCCCCUGUUAGACAGAAGAAGUCAGAGAAGUAAAGAGAGGUGUGUGGGAACCCCAUGACUGAUUAUGGAGUGCUCCGCAGUAUGGAAAUCAAAAGCUCUCUGAGGAUGGGAAGGCUCAUGUUUAAGAAUUUUUUGAAAGUCUUUUCCAUGUUUUCUUUAAGCAAUGUUCACUGUUACAUUUCAGACACUUAUUUUGUUUUUCUAUUGUUUCUUUCUUAAUAUUUCACUUGUGAACAAAAUUUGACUGAUACCCUUCAAAAAUUAGAAUGUAAAGAAGGUAAAGAAUAAAGGGCUCUGUGAAAUACAGAAACUUAUUUCUGAUUGUAACAUCCUGAAAAAUGAUCUUCAUUCUCCUAAAACAGCAAAACAAAAUCUAAGAACCAAAGAAUAGUAGGCAUUUAAUAAAAGUAUUGAAUGAAUUUUUUGAAAAUAGAAUUACAGGCUGAGAGACAAUCCUUAAGAAUCAUUUUUCACUCUGUUGAGUCAGUUAAUUUGACAUAGAUAUUCCAAUUUAACAUUUUUAUACGAAUGUUUAUCUAUGCAUUUCUAUUUGAUGUAAUCAUACUUUUUCUAUAUUUAUUUUCUAUUAUGAAAUAUUUCUACUUACUGACCAAAAUUUUGUUUUAAGUCCUGUUCUGUAUAUAUAAGAACAGUUUUUUGAAAAAAAAAUACUCAUGAUCUCUGGAUUAAUAUCUAGAUUAUUAACAAUAACAUCUAAACAUCAAGAGAGGUCCACUCAAUAUAAUUUCCCCCAAUUAACGUGUAAUUACAUUAAGAUUUUCUUUUUUGUUUUUGUUUGGUUUUAAUAUUGUCUUCAAAGAAUAUAUCUUUAUUCCCAAAAUUAAGUGUAAUAUUUCUCAAAAAGAAAAAGAAAAUUUACCUCCCCAUUUGGACCACAAUAACAGCUCAACUCUCCUGGCAAAGGGUGUCUUACUGAAAACCCCUUCAUCCUUGCUGGUGGAGGAUCUUAUGAAUAAAAGUGUGAUUGGGACUCGCUAGAAUCCAUGGAGAGAGCUUGGCUUGAAUCUAAGGCACACAGAUGGUGGUCAUUUUGUUUGGGAUACUUUUGGAGAUUAUAGGGAUAAUCAGAGUCCUCCAACCACACACCUCCACACCUCUAAAGACCAGUGGCCUAAACCUCAAUAAAGUCAUCUUCACUUGGGGCUAAGUUCUUGAGGUGUGGAUCAGAGAACACUUGAAUAAUUUCUUAUAAAAAAUUGUGCCAAAUGUGAUUGUAAAACCAUAUAACUAGUACUCCUGAUUGUAUACAAUUAGUCACAAUAAUAAAUGGAUUUUCAAUUAUUCAGAAAUGCAUGGGGUGGGAUAGAAGAAAAAGAGUUAGAGAAUUGAUUUCAUUGCUUUUCCAUAUGCUCAGGAGCAUAGACUUAGAGAGUGAAAAAAAAGAAUUUUGUGUUUUUGAAUUGUGGAUUUUAUUUUUUAUAUUUAGCUUAUUACUUGGCUAUUUUUUG
This is a messenger RNA of Ictidomys tridecemlineatus (thirteen-lined ground squirrel), 2301 nucleotides long. It is a transcript of the gene Il22ra2, whose product is annotated as interleukin 22 receptor subunit alpha 2. Gene Ontology annotation, cellular component: plasma membrane. Lineage: Eukaryota; Metazoa; Chordata; Mammalia; Rodentia; Sciuridae. Gene Ontology annotation, biological process: cytokine-mediated signaling pathway. The record is from RefSeq and is a predicted model, not a curated record. Gene Ontology annotation, molecular function: protein binding; cytokine receptor activity.